This is a messenger RNA of Dipodomys spectabilis (banner-tailed kangaroo rat), 333 nucleotides long. RefSeq names its product chromosome unknown C1orf189 homolog (gene Cfap141). The record is from RefSeq and is a predicted model, not a curated record. Lineage: Eukaryota; Metazoa; Chordata; Mammalia; Rodentia; Heteromyidae. The transcript has 4 exons. Bases 1 to 306 code for a protein of 101 amino acids.
AUGUCUGUGGAAAAGAUGGCAAAACUAGAAGAGAGGCUUCAAAGGGCUAUGAGACUUGAGAAGAUGGUUGAAAGGUGGAAAAUUUUACAUACAAACUGUUUGUGGCAAAUGACAUUGAAUCAAAGGAGAAACUUUUAUGCCACCCUGAGGAUGAAGAAUGCCAUGGCACAGGAAUUAGUACUAGCCAACAAACAGCUACUGCUGGUCCGUCAAGCUGCCCUGCACCAACUGUUUGAAAAAGAGCAUCAUCAGUACCAGCGGGAACUAAAUCAGAUGGGCAAAGCUUUUUACGUGGAGAGACUCUGAUGGCUUCUAAAUCACUGUUGUUCCACU